UCGCAUAAAACGUAAACAAAAAUCUGCCGGUGCAGACCAAUCUCCUAGUUUUGUUAAAGUUAUUUUAUAAAUAAUAGUUAAUUAAAAUGCCCAACUGGAAUCAAAUACAGUCGCAGCUGCGCAGUUCCAACAAUCCAGUCGUUUUUUUCGACAUCGCCGUAGGCACAACGGAAAUCGGACGAAUGAUAUUCGAGCUGUUUGCGGACACAGUACCCCGCACGGCGGAAAACUUUCGGCAGUUCUGCACGGGCGAGUACAGGCCGGAUGGAGUCCCCAUUGGCUACAAAGGCGCCAGCUUCCACCGGGUGAUCAAGGACUUCAUGAUCCAGGGCGGCGACUUUGUCCAGGGCGACGGCACUGGCGUUACCAGUAUAUACGGCAACACCUUCGGCGACGAGAACUUCACCCUGAAACACGACUCGCCGGGACUGCUGUCCAUGGCGAACAGUGGCAAGGAGACCAAUGGCUGCCAGUUCUUCAUCACCUGCGCCAAGUGCAACUUCCUGGACGGCAAGCAUGUGGUCUUCGGUCGCGUUCUAGACGGUCUACUCAUCAUGCGGAAAAUCGAGAACGUGCCCACGGGUCCCAACAACAAGCCCAAACUGCCAGUGACCAUUUCGCAAUGCGGACAAAUGUAGCGCGAAGUACUGAAUGUUGUAAUAAAGUCUCUAUUAGGUCUUUGUAAA
Molecule: messenger RNA, 686 nt
Organism: Drosophila subpulchrella
Lineage: Eukaryota; Metazoa; Arthropoda; Insecta; Diptera; Drosophilidae
Product: peptidyl-prolyl cis-trans isomerase H
Exons: 2
Coding region: 87-638 (183 amino acids)
Biological process (GO): protein peptidyl-prolyl isomerization; protein folding
Cellular component (GO): intracellular membrane-bounded organelle
Molecular function (GO): peptidyl-prolyl cis-trans isomerase activity
Source: RefSeq, a predicted model, not a curated record